Rhinolophus ferrumequinum (greater horseshoe bat) is the source of this 2184-nucleotide messenger RNA. It is a transcript of the gene UNC93A, whose product is annotated as unc-93 homolog A. NCBI's taxonomy places the organism in Eukaryota, Metazoa, Chordata, Mammalia, Chiroptera, Rhinolophidae. The transcript is spliced from 8 exons. Bases 320 to 1687 code for a protein of 455 amino acids. The record is from RefSeq and is a predicted model, not a curated record.
UCACUUUACUGCAAGGACCACAUCUACUGGAAAUUAACAGGGAAAAAAGCACACAUGCGUACACGCUGGUGAGUCCUGACCUCUGGCCUGUUGGACACUGGUUCCUGUGAACAGCGGCAAAGUUAGAUGCAUAACGACCCCGGGGCUCAUGGCAUUGGUGAUAGCCGAGUUCAUGAGCUCCAGGCAGCCUUAGGGACGAACGCUCCACCUCAGACAGGAGGCAAUGACGCCUUUGGACUGAUCCCUGGGCCCGACUGCCUUCUUCUAGGGAUCCGCGAGUGUGCACGGCCACGGACGGUGGGAGCCUGUGAUCAGCACAAUGGACAGAAGCCUGAGGAACGUGCUUGUGGUUUCCCUUGGAUUUCUGCUUCUCUUUACUGCCUACGGAGGUCUGCAGAGUCUGCAGAGCAGCCUGUACAGCGAGGAGGGCCUGGGGGUGACAGUGCUCAGCACCCUGUAUGGCGCCAUGCUGCUGUCCUCCAUGUUCCUGCCGCCGCUGCUCAUCAGGAUGCUGGGCUGCAAGUGGACCGUCGUCCUCUCGAUGAGCUGCUACGUGACCUUCUCCCUGGGCAACUUCUACGCCAGCUGGUACACUCUGAUCCCCACGUCCAUCCUGCUGGGACUCGGAGCCGCCCCGCUCUGGUCUGCUCACUCCACCUACCUCACCAUCAUGGGAAACACACACGCCAAGAAGGCAGGAAAAGUUGGCAAGGAUGUGGUGAACCACUAUUUCGGCAUGUUCUUUCUCAUAUUCCAGUCGUCCGGUGUGUGGGGCAACCUGAUCUCAUCUCUGGUGUUUGGCCAGACGCCCACGCAAGGUGCCAUCCCUGAGGAGCAGCUCCUGUCCUGUGGGGCCAGUGACUGCCUGAUGGCCACGGUUCCCACCAACGGCACGCAGCGGCCCUCCCAGGAGCUCGUCUACACCCUGCUGGGCAUUUACACAGGGAGUGGCAUCCUAGGGGUCCUGCUGGUAGCGCUCUUUCUCGAACCCGUAAGAGACGAUCAGCAGAAAAGUGAAGGAGAGAAGAAACCACCAUCGUUUUGGUCCACUUUGCUGUCGACUUUCAAGCUUUUUAGAGACAAACGUCUGCGUUUCCUCGUGCUGCUACCAAUGUACAGUGGAUUCGAACAGGCCUUCUUGGCAGGCGACUACACAAGGUCCUACACCACCUGCGCCCUGGGCAUCCAUUUUGUGGGCUACGUGAUGAUCUGCUUCUCAGCCACCAACUCCCUGUGCUCCGAGCUGUACGGACGGCUGUCCCAGUACACGGGCAGGAUUGCUCUCUACGCACUCGGUGCGGUCACCCACCUCUCUUGCAUAAUCGCCCUCUUGCUGUGGAAACCAAACCCUGACCAGCUGGCUGUGUUCUUUGUUUUUUCUGGCCUUUGGGGCAUUGCUGACGCCGUGUGGCAGACACAGAACAAUGUUCUGUUCGGCGUUCUGUUUGAGAAGAAUAAGGAGGCCGCUUUUGCCAACUACCGCCUCUGGGAAGCCCUGGGCUUCGUCAUCGCGUUUGGGUACAGCACGUUUUUGUGUGUCAGUGUGAAGCUCUACAUUCUCCUGGGAGUCCUGUGUCUGACCAUGGUGGCCUACGGAAUCGUGGAGUACAUGGAGGCUAAGAACCUGACCAGGCCACUUGCUGUGACAAAAGCAGCAGAGGAAACAGAAACACAGACAAAAAUGUGAAAGCAGCAAACUCCAUGGCAGACGAGCUGGGCGUCGGCAAGAGUUUUAUCUGAAGCUGCCUCAGAGUUUAUAGUUGAUUUUUACAACUAUUUUAGCAAUAUGUGGCCAUUUGAAAGAUGUAAUAUUUUUUAUGUAAAUUUUUUUUCUAUUCUAUCACAUUCUCAGUCCACCAUCUCAUCAGUAGAGAUCAAGGGUAUGCGUGAAAAAACUUCAGUUAAUUUCAGAUAGAAAAGAAAAAUGUUUAGGGCACAGUCAGUUAGAACCUGCUUAGAAUCACAGAAUCGACAACUUACACUUGUUCUCGUUGUUGUCACUGUGGAUGUUCUCAGAAUUGGAAGUCUGUCUAAAAUAAUGAAUCCAAUACCAGGAUUUUACAAAGGGUAAACUGCCAUCCAGGUGUGUCAGCUGACUACCUCCCAGAGGCAGUGAGGAACACAGCCCGACUAGAGUCUAUGUUUCUUCAAACUUACAGAGUUCGAGUUUCUAAAUAAAUGUAA